Alosa alosa (allis shad) is the source of this 3435-nucleotide messenger RNA. RefSeq names its product cyclase associated actin cytoskeleton regulatory protein 2 (gene cap2). Gene Ontology annotation, cellular component: cytoplasm. The coding region runs from base 594 to 2024 and encodes 476 amino acids. Gene Ontology annotation, biological process: regulation of adenylate cyclase activity; cytoskeleton organization; cell morphogenesis. Lineage: Eukaryota; Metazoa; Chordata; Actinopteri; Clupeiformes; Clupeidae. The record is from RefSeq and is a predicted model, not a curated record. The transcript has 14 exons. Gene Ontology annotation, molecular function: adenylate cyclase binding; actin binding.
GUUUAGUGCGUAGAAAUUCAGUCAAGAGCAGCAGUCGGUGUCAAAUGUAUGGUCGCGCUAUAAUUUACCUUCCCCUGUCGUGUAACCGUUGAUUAGGCUACACGCUCCAGAAUUACGCUUUUUCAGCGGCGCUCAACGAUACUUAGAGAGAGAGAGGCAGAGACAGAGAGAUAGAAGGAGACGGGACGUCGUCUGGGAAUUAUCCCUGUGUGUUUCCCCGGUCCUCUCGCAGGUUCACUGAUGUUGCUUUAUUUGGAAGUCCCGGAAGCGUUUGCUGCCCUGCUCAGUUGAAUGACAAGAAGACUUGGGGAAGGGACGCGCAGGGACCAGCUCGUUUGAGGACGUCUGGGAACAAGAAACAGAAAUACAACACUGCCGUAAUAACAUUGAAGAGAACACAGACGCCUCAUAUAGCCCAAAUAUCAGAUGGCAGUCUUGAACCCAGUUACAUGCUUGGCCUGAAGGUCUGUGUCAAUCUACUGUAAACUAUCUGAAGAGAGGCAUCACUGUAAGAGCAUCUGAAAGAAAACCAAGAGGAGACACUCUAAAGCAUCCAAACACUUUUGGAUAAAGUUGGGAAUAAACGCAGAAGCAUGGAAACGCUCGUAGACCGCCUGGAACAGGCUGUGAUUCGCUUGGAGGAGGUGUCUGUCAAGUUACAGGACCGAGGCAUGGCCAAUGGAGACAUGGUGAAUGGAAUAAAUGGAGUCUUGUCGGAGUGGAUGGAGGCGUUUGAUGUGCUCCUGAAGGGACCAGUGGCUGAGUAUCUGAAGCACAGUCGAGCCAUCGGGGACGAUGUCGCCAAACAUGCCGAGAUGGUAAACAGUGCUCUGCAAGUGGAGAGAGCCUUCCUCAAGAUGGCCAGCACACACCAGGAGCCAGCUCAGCAGACGGAGCUAGCUGACCUGUUGCGGCCGCUCUCUGAGAAGAUUCAGGAGGUGCAGAGCUUCCGAGAGAAGCACCGCGGCAGCAACUUCUUCAAUCAUCUGUCAGCCAUCAGCGAGAGCAUCCCGGCCCUGGGUUGGGUGGCCAUAGGUCAAAAGCCAGGCCCCUAUGUGAAAGAGAUGAAUGAUGCAGCCAUGUUCUACACCAACAGAGUCCUGAAGGAUUACAAAGACUCUGAUGCACGUCAUGUGGACUGGGUGCACUCUUAUCUUAGCAUCUGGACUGAAAUGCAGGAGUUCAUCAAACUGUACCAUGCCACUGGCCUUGCCUGGAGUACAACUGGUCCCAUCGCCCCGGCCUCCCUGUCCGGCCCUGCUCCUGUAGGUCCUUGUCCCCCGCCUCCUCCACCACCCCCCGGCCCUCCGCCAGUCUUCACCGAUGAGGAGGGACCCAAGCAGGGUGGCCGCUCUGCCCAGAGGUCAGCCCUGUUCGCCCAGCUCAACCAGGGAGCGGACAUUACUAAAGUUCUGAAGCACGUGUCUGAUGAGCAGAAGACCCAUAAGAACCCAGGACUGCGGUCUCAGGGUGGACCACAGCAGGGGCAGCAGCAGCAGCAGGCCUCGCCCGCUAAAUCCAAAAACCAGAGGAAGAAACAGAACAAGAAGCACCCCCCUGUGCUGGAGCUGGAGGGGAAGAAGUGGAGAGUGGAGUACCAGGAGCAGGCCCAUGAUCUGGUGAUAGCGGAGACAGAGCUGAAGCAGGUAGUUUAUAUCUUCAGCUGUAACAACUCGACAAUUCAGAUCAAAGGCAAGGUCAACUCCAUCAUCACAGAUAACUGUAAGAAACUGGGCCUAGUGUUUGACAAUGCUGUGGGAAUCGUUGAAAUAAUCAACUCCAAAGACAUUAAGAUUCAGGUGAUGGGGAAAGUACCCACCAUCUCCAUCAACAAGACAGAAGGCUGCCACGUGUACCUGAGCCAAGAGGCACUGGACUGUGAGAUCGUCAGUGCCAAGAGCUCUGAGAUGAACAUCCUUAUACCACAGGGCGAUGAUUAUAGAGAGUUCCCAGUCCCAGAGCAGUUUAAGACCGUCUGGGACGGCUCCAAGCUGGUGACGGAGGCCACAGAGAUGGCUGGCUGAUCUGAUGACUCUUCUCCCCACUCCUGGUCCGCAUCUCUACAAUCAUCUCCUGUCCUCCUCCCUACUCCCCUUCUCUCCCAACUCACUGCACUUUUAAUAGUAAACUCCGUCCAAGAUCAGACCGACUGUGGUAAAAAAAGGGAUUACAACACACAGACACCACUGCUUUAGAUAGGUAUUGGGUUGGAAAUUGAUCUAGGGUUUUACUGCCAAAUGAAAUUGUUUGAAAAGGGACAUUUGGAGGUAAAAUGUCCUCUUCAGAUCCAGCCCGUACAUAGCAAUUGAUAUAUUCCCUAUAGGCACUUUCAAUGCGUAGUUUGAGUAUUAUGAAAGGUUGUUCACAACCAGUUUCAGAUUCAAUUGGUCCACUGUUCUACAUUUUCGCCCCGUUUUUUAAAAAACAAUUGAUUCUCAGACAUUUUUUAUACAUCAUUUGAUUGUGUGGAUUUUUGUGUGCAUUUUUUUUAUUUUACAAGUAGUUCUCAUAAUGUUUCGAUUCAAGAUUCAACCACAAAAGUUGCUGAGUGAUGAUCACUGAGAGAAAUCUUUUGUGCCAAGGAUGAUACAGCAUUGAAGAGUAUCUGUUUUUUUAAGCAAGAAGUAGGGGUUAUCAAUUUUCAGUGGCAGAUAGUUUUAUCUCGACAAAUGUAAUGUUUUCAUUGAGGUGUACCAUCACUGACAAUUUAUUUGGAAAAUGUUAUAACUGUCAAGUCACUGGUUCUAUAUAGCAGACCAAUUCUGAGGGGUAAGUUAUGAAGUUGGCUCAACAAGUUAGCUGGCUAACUUUUGUGGUGUAUUCCGGUAAGCAGAAUUGACAAGUGAUGGGCUCCAUACAAAUCUGGACAAUGUAUGAGAAAUCCAAUGCCUAAAUCGUACUUAUGAAAAAGCUGGAUAUGUGGUCUAGAUAGGCACAGAAAAAAAGUCUAAUUUGAUUUUGUUUAAUGACAGGAUCAUACCGGUUGGAUAUGUUGUGAAAUGUGUUGAAAAGGAAAGCAGCAAUUCACUAUAAUGCCACUAUGAUCACAAGUUCCCUGGUGUGUUGUGUCUGUCUGUUGAUUAAAAUGAAAAAAAAAAAAAACUUAAAUGACUUCACAUACACACUGUACGCUUGUUGUCUAUUUUCACAUACACACUGUACGCUUGUUGUCUAUUGGAAACGUUACUCUAAACACCUUAAAGCCUGGCUAGAAGUUGAUCUUCACUGGUAAAACCCAUGCCUUAAUAAGUGUGUGUGUGCACACAGUAGUACUUCAAUGUACAGAAAUGCUUUAUUUCCAUAUAUCAUAUUUUUGGUAAUCUGAAACAUGACUGGAUAUAGCCAGAUAUUGACAUGUUAGAUCCAAAUGAGUUAUCUACAAACAACUGUAAAAUGUUUAACCCCUAUUUUUCAAAAUAAAAAAGUGUCAUAAGA